GGCCGGCGCGGCGCUACGUCUGAGCCGCCUGAAACUUUUCCCCGAUUGCCGCGAAACCAAACUUUCCCUGAAAACUCUCUCAGGUGUUCUCUAGUGAUAUGUGCCAGUGAAUUGUGAAUGGAAAAAUUUGAACUCGUAUUGUGGUAUAUUUCCUAAAUGCGCAAUGUCGGCAUUAGGUAUGGGGACGAUUGUGAUAAUCGCUUUGCAAACAAUGUAUAUAGAGGUUUUCGUGCUGUGUGCCUUUAUAUAUGCCGUUUUUAUUAGCACAGUGAGGCGAGAAGGUCUCGCGUAGAGAACAAAGAUUUGAUCCGCUACUGGUUGCCACCGGGAACAAACAAUUUUCAUAAUGGAGACCGGCACAACAAGUACCACAGAUGACGACGCGGACUGGGCAAAGAACACCACAAUAGAUGACUACUUGGGACACACAGCCGUAAAUGAAACCCUUGAUUCGCUGUACGACGUGCCGACGGGCAUGAUAGUACUGCUCUCCGUGUUAUACGGCACCAUAUCAGUGCUGGCGGUGGUGGGGAACUUCCUCGUGAUGUGGGUGGUGGCCACCUCCCGGCGGAUGCAGAGCGUCACCAACUGCUACAUCGCUAAUCUCGCGUUAGCAGAUAUCGUAAUAGGACUGUUUGCUGUACCAUUCCAAUUUCAAGCGGCGCUCCUCCAGCGGUGGCUGUUGCCGUACUUCAUGUGCGCGUUCUGCCCCUUCGUGCAGGCGCUCAGCGUCAACGUCUCCGUGUUCACACUCACCGCCAUCGCCGUGGAUAGACAUCGAGCGAUUAUCACCCCUUUGAGUGCGCACACAUCUAAGCGGAUAGCGAAGGUGGUGAUCGUGGUGAUUUGGGUGCUGGCGCUAUCACUGGCGGCGCCCAUGGCCAUGUCCUGGGAGGUCAUCAUGGUGCCCGCUGAACAGGAUCCAGAUUCAAAACUAUACUACGAGAAGCCAUUCUGCGCUCCCUCUGAAUUUGGAUCGAAUUCCCUUGCAAUCUACAGACUGCUCUUGUAUAUAUUUCAAUAUGUAAUUCCACUGUUUGUGAUAACGUUCGCGUACGCGCACAUGGCCAAGAAGCUAUGGGGAGCGCGUGCGCCGGGCAACGCGCAGGAGAUACGCGAUGCCAACCAGAUGAAGAAUAAGAAGAGGGUAAUAAAAAUGUUGGUGUUGGUUGUGGCGUUAUUCGCAUUAUGUUGGCUUCCUUUACAAAGUUACAUGUUGCUACAAUCAUUUUUUCCUUCAAUCAAUGAGUACAGGUAUAUCAACGUGCUAUUCUUCUGUUUCGACUGGUUAGCUAUGAGCAACUCCUGCUACAACCCUUUUAUCUACGCUAUUUAUAAUGAAAAGUUUAAAAAAGAAUUUAAGCAACGUUUUACGUUUCGGCAGAAACGAAACAGAUUUCUAAACGACAGCUACGAGGAUGGGCAGUCGUAUAGAACAAGGAUUUUAUCAAUACGGUCGACGCACGACCGAAACACUUACACGACUAGGAAAUCAAUGAACAUGACUCCUAUCGACUCCUUGCGGGUUUCCCGGAGUUCGUGUCAAUUCACAAGAAACGGCAACACGAGGAGUUCGUUAAACGAGAACUUAUGUAGAUACAAGACCUACGAAUACGGCUCCUACAAAAGCGACGAAAUCAACGAUGACAGAGCGACCAAAAGAAAGAAAUUCCUAGAAGGACUCUGCGAGAACGAGAUGCCGAUAGGCGACGAGAGAGUCGGAGAACUGUACAUAUUUCCUAAUAGUGAGGUUGUUGAAUUUACAGACAUUCUAUGUGAUAAUAGAGUAUGAAUAUCAAAUUGUAAGAUAAUAAAUUAUUUUAGUGG
Molecule: messenger RNA, 1827 nt
Organism: Aricia agestis (brown argus)
Lineage: Eukaryota; Metazoa; Arthropoda; Insecta; Lepidoptera; Lycaenidae
Gene: NGR-A23
Product: probable G-protein coupled receptor 83
Exons: 11
Coding region: 347-1792 (481 amino acids)
Biological process (GO): G protein-coupled receptor signaling pathway
Cellular component (GO): membrane
Molecular function (GO): neuropeptide Y receptor activity
Source: RefSeq, a predicted model, not a curated record